GCCAACAUAGACACAGCGUUCCAUUCCUCAUAAAAUGGAAACUAACUGAUUUGUAUUGAACAGUGUAUUGUUUGUUUGUAUUCCCUCAUGUUUUUCGCACAAUUGUUGGUUGACAAGCAUGCAGCGGUUGACUUUAAGGCGUAGGUUGUCGUAUAACACCGAUUCCAACAAGAGGAAGAAAGUCAAAACUCCGGGUGGCAAGGUUGUCUACAUCUAUGUAAAAAAACGUGGAACGUUUCCAAAAUGUGGCGAUUGCAAAAGUAAACUUUUCGGUAUCAAGCCGUCCAGACCGCGUGAAAGAACCUCAAUGAGUAAAAGGUUAAAGACUGUUAACAGGCCAUAUGGAGGUUCGCGCUGUCAUACUUGUGUCCGUAAUCGGAUCAUUCGUGCUUUCAUGAUGGAGGAACAAAAAGUCCUAAAACAACUCAUCAAGGAACAGAAAAGAAGAGAAAAGAAAGCCACUGCAGAACACAAAAAAUAAAUUAUUAAACAAAUUUCUUGGACGUCAGAGCACUUUUGAUAUGCUUUGUUGGUGUUGAUUGCGUGUUUUAAAUGGUUCAUUCAGUGCUAUAAACCUUAUACUCGUGAAAACUAAAUUUGAGUAUGCAAGUGCCAUGUGUUUCUUAUCGUUCUCGUAAUAAAUUUGAUCAUAUUAAACACAGGUCCCAGAACAGAGCGCUCUCACUUAAAUUAUGGGGUUAGAUGAACCUUGUUAUCAAGUAUUUUGUGUGCUCAGAUAAUCGAAAUUAGUCACUUAGUCGUAACAUCAUGGUACUAUGUAGUCCGUUCUCGAUUCCGGAUGUUCCACUCAGAUCAUGCAGUCUCAAACCACUCGAUCAUGUAUAUCAUACUGGUGUCAAGAAGACCGGUCUCUGUAGAUCCAUGAAUUGAUUGCAUCAUGAUGUAUUAGGGUUUCUCACCUCCGUACUGCAAGCGAUAAUAACAGACAUGAUUGUGGAUCUGAACAUAUAAUUGCUUCCUGUUAUCGCCUCAGGAUGUAAUCCGUCUUUUAAACCACACAUUACGGCUCGAAGUAAUUCAUUUUUGUCGGAUGGUCUUAAGAAACAUUGUUGGCUUGCGACGUGCAUCACCUACGUCUUGCGUUUGGAUACUAGUGUAAGUGCUACUGAUGGUAUGACAGGGCUAAUCCGUAUAUGGUGAAUUUCAAAGUGUCGGUCUAGGCAAACCCCAACGCUAUCUUAGAUGAAGAAGUUUGGUUAGUAUAGUUCUAUCUAGUGAUCACGGGAUGUACAACCUCGUUUCGAUCUGCCAUAGCUUAGUCACUUCGCGCAAGUAAUCCUGAACAUUGGCAAUCUGUCUAGCGAUAAUUCUGUCGAAACCACAUCCUCUCGAUGUCUUUAACAUCCGCAUGAUACAGUCUCAUUACUCUCCUAACGGACCACUAGAUGAAACUCCGAACAGAAGUCGAGGGCGAUUUCAGUUAUUAAUAGUGAUUUUAAACCUGUUGUCGGUUAGAGUGCCGCAGCCUGAUAAAAUUAUGAAGACAAGCCAAAAAAUAGUGGUGAUAUCACAGGUGCUAGAAAACAAUAGUAGCUUUCUCUUAGCUAGAGCGGUUGGAUGGAGGUGGAUCCUACGAUAUCUCAGCUUGGCUAACUGGCGGUGGUGACUUUCUGCUAUAUACAAGCUCAUCCAAACGUCCAGCCCUAGCGAGCAUUAGCUUCAUGCAUAGGAAAAGACUAUCUCAGCGGAAAUUUGCAACGGGUGCGAACUAAGCACAAGUUACUAACAUAAGAGGUUCGGUAGGAGACUUGCCCCUUCUGAAGCACCGGUUUAACCCCUGAUUACGCUCUAAUGUGAAGAAGAGUUUCUCUACUUAUUUAAUGUAGAAGAGCCAAAGCAAAGAGAUCACUAACAUUUCUGUCCAAGAGAAGACUGUUGCAAAAACAACUAUUCAGGCAUUCAUCCCGUAAUAAAGACCUCACCACUUUAUAGGUUGGUAACGACUGCUCCGAAAUAUAUUAUUGCAGUCUCCGGGGUGCCCCUUAAUCAGCUAGAACUAUUCUUGGCAAGUAUGCGAAGAGAUUCCGUCCCUUGUCUUUCGUUGUUUCCCUGACCUAUGUCUUGUUUCGUGCCUGAUAUUACCUGUAUGCCCGAUUGGUUAGAGAUUAUUCUAGAUAGUUGUCUAGCUAACUGCUUGUGAAUCCUAUAAUCCACUGAAAAAAAAUUGUCUGUAGGGUUCGACAAGUGUAACCAUCACAUUAAUCUGAUGUGUGGCUGAAUUUCCAGUCAGUCAUCACAAAUUCCAGUACCUCGAUAAUUCCUCUAGGAACUACGUCUACAUCAACCCGCAUCCCCAUCACGAGUAUGUAUAACCUGUAUGCUAAUAUGAUAUUUCAGUCCAUAACAACGUAGAGCCUGUACAUCGGUCGAAGUUGGGGAAGACAAAGAGAGAAUGCACCUGCGCUAUUGCAGACGAUUUCGAGCAAUGUCAUUCAAAGUCUCUAAACAUUGGUUGCGAUAAUAAUGUAGGCUCCAAUCAGUAGUCCAUACCUGUUAACAUGGCCAAGUCCAGUUGUCAGUGACUUCAUGGAUUGAUUCAAUGUUUUAGUUUGACCACCCCUUGUUUUUUUCCAGCCUGCUCCUGCACCAGACAACAUCCCUCGACAGGGUAGGCAGUGGUGGGGCAUACGUAACACAUGUCCCAACCACUUUAGUUGGAGAACCACCCCAUCAAUCAAUUUUCCGUCUCAACCUAGUACUGCAUUCCUAACUCACUGUUUAAUCUGUGGUCCCGAAAUACAUGAGCAAUGCUUCGUGGACACCUAUAAUCAAAUACCACUAACCUGAGGAUGUUCUCUACUCAUAAUGACCAUCAGUACUGAUAUGACUUUCAGGAUAAGCAAAGCGGUCGAUGCAUGCAACUACAUCACUCCUUAUCACUAAUUCAGGCGACCAUACAAGCCAGUGUAGAAGUAUUAUUUUUUCAUUUGGAGAAAGAUAAUCGCAUCCCGAACAUGCAUUGUUUCUUAAGGUGGUCAGAAAACUACAUCGUCAGUGACUUCAAAUGCCCUGGUACGACCGAGAGUGAGGCGAGUCAGGUCUCUCGAAAUGCUCCCAAAUGACAACGUGCGUACAACCACUGCCAGGGAAGUCCUACCUCGUGACGGAGUUGUUGUCUAUGAAAUUGAGAAGACGAAAAGCGAAUGUUCGGCGAUUUAACCGGGUUGUUGGAUAUGAAAGAUCCACCUAGGGGGGUUGGAGAACCCUGAUUCUAAACCAAUGGUGUACAUGGGCUCCAGGAUCCUGAAGGAACAAAUGGCGUGUGAACCGAUCGCUGGUCAUCCGCUACCAUAGGACUGCAUCUCUCGACGUUGUUCCACUGCCUCGUGGAUUAAACCUUGAGGUCAAAGGCUCCGGGUGUGGCCCCCCAAGAAAACCGCCUACUUUGGUUUGGGCACCAGGGCAGUAUCCCAGCUUUAACAUAAAUGGAAUGAUUUAUGUGGCGCAUAUCUGUUCGGUGCUACCUUGUAGCAAUGUUUAUGUGUUCAAAUAAAUAAAACAUCUGUGAAUUUUGAGUCAACAAAUGAAUCUAGUAGAAGAUAAACCCCUGAGAAAUCAGAUCUCCUUAUGAAGUUAAAUAAAAGUGGAGAAGGCGGACAACCCUGACGAACACUACUUGAAGCAACCAGUUUCGACGGCACUUCGCCGUAAGCUCUGAGCCGACCAGUGGUGUUCCAGUAGGGCCUAUACUUCUUUGGUACACCUUUCAAUGACAGACGCUGCCAUAUAACCUCAUGAUCAACAGAGUCGAACGCUAUCUUAAUGUCAAACAAUAUAACUAUAGUAGGAUGUCCAAAAGUGUGCCUGUUCCCCAGGAUUUGCUGAAGAGUGAAUAUUCGUCCCAUACAUCCACGCCCAGGUCUGAUACCAGCCUGUUUUUCUUGGAUUUGCCGUAGUUAGACGUCGAAGUAUUAUUGAGGUUAAUAUUUUAGACACUGUGGUUGCCAGGUUUUUCUCUUGUAAACUGGGACGACCAGCGAUCGAGACCAGUCAGAUUAUGUCCAGUUCCCAUAUUUUAGCUGAGAUCCCACUUAGUCUAGACCACGAUCCUUAAAAAUUUCAGGGGUUGGUCUAUCAGGCUCUGCUGCUCUCCCUCGCUUUAGAUUACUUAUAAUCGUUUAAACCUCACUAAGGAUUGGAGGACUUACAUCAGGUUACUUGGAGAUAGUGGGUAGAUGAAGUGUGGGUAAAGGCUGGUUGAACUGUUGCUCAGCGUUUUUACCAUUGGUUCCAUCUCCGGGGGAGUUUCACCAACACCCUUUUCUUUGGUUGGUUUUAACAGCUGUCUACUGUUACCCGUCGCUGCUACCUUUUCCAUCUCUUGCUUUCGCUACCCAUCACUGCUCACAAUCAUCAUGUAAGCUUUUGAUCGACAUAUGUUCAGGCGGCCUCGGCUCUCCAUCGUGUGGUGAGUCAGAUGGAAUUAGUUUAUGGGCAUCUAUCAGUGCUGCAGACGCCUCUGAAAUCCACUAAUUUUCCUAACUUUUUAGUUUAAGUUACUAGAAGAUAUAACUGCUGUUUUCGCAGCUUACUGGAUAUCAUUUAACAGUUGGCUAGCUCAUCCUCUAGUUGUUCAUCAUUAGACAAAUAUGUGCUCGGACUAGAUGGUCUGAGUCUAAACAUUUGCUCCAGAAUGAGCGACAGUAUUCAGUCGAACACCUCCAACAAUUGGUAACGGUAAUGUGAUCGAUAAGUCGAUUGUGGAGGUCGCUACGUUAGAUGGUGUUUCUCCUUAUGUUUGGAGUUGAUGUCUGUCAGAAAAAGACGGCAAUCUGAGCCUCAUUCCAACAAAGGGUCACCAUUACUUAAGAUACUUAAUGUACAUUAAAUCUCACCAAUAAUACUAGCUGUCGGACGACCGACACUGAGGGUAGAUAUUUAGCUGCCAGCAACACAGAUGUUCUUAAGAAACAUAUUGAUUGAGAUAAUGUUUCUUAAAGUACUGUCACACUCCGGCAGUUCUUUGCACACAACUCCCUGUUUAUAGCUUAUAGCAAUGUCUAUCUCUAUACACCGUUUACAUAGAUCUGGUUGCUUUCCCAAUCACUCUGUUCCCAGUGAUAAGCGAUUUGGACCAGCAUAUGGUGUUUUAGGAACACUUACGCGUACUAAAACCGUACCGAUGUCUCGGACUAACUGCUUGGAUAUUUUGCGAUAUUGUUGAUUACGAACAUAUAUGUUGGCGGACCUCUGCAGUGUUAAUCGCGAAUCACUGUCGGCGUGUCCACGUUACGUGCAAAUAACAAGGGACGGAGUUACGCAAAGCGUUGAAUUUUUCAAAACUCAC
This is a messenger RNA of Schistosoma curassoni, 5308 nucleotides long. The record is from the annotation of a GenBank genome assembly. NCBI's taxonomy places the organism in Eukaryota, Metazoa, Platyhelminthes, Trematoda, Strigeidida, Schistosomatidae.